AUGACAUUUCCAGACUUACGAAUUCGCAAGUGGCCGUUUGGAGUAAUAGGUUUGGCAGACGAAAACGCUGGCGAGUAUUCGCUCGGUGGUCAAGCUGACACUCUGCCGGUUGAUCCAGGACUAUUUGUAGAUUCUUUGGGAACGAUUUCGCUUCCGCUUGUUGAGGAGCAAGUGAAGAAGCUGAUUGCAAAAUCUUCAACCGGAUCAAGUCGAGAUAAAAACCCUUUUUGGGAGAAAGGACUUGAUAAAUUGACUGAAAUCAGAGCGAGUCGCUUGGGGUACAAAGGAAUUCCACUGCAGUGCAAAUUGUACAAGGUGCUUGUCUAUGGAGAGGGUGGUCACUUUCGCAUACACCGGGAUACCGAGAAGGAGGACGGUAUGAUUGCGACGUUAGUCGUUCAGCCACCAAGCACACAUGAAGGAGGUGACUUAGUUAUUUAUCGAUAUGGAGAAGUAGAGCACCGCCAUGAUUUUGGUAAGGACGAUGGCACCGCGGCUCAUUUACCCCACUUUGCCGUGCAUUAUGCUGAUGCAGAGCAUUCUUUAAAGAAAGUUUCGAAGGGAUUCCGCUUGGCUAUGGUGUACUCGAUUUGUCUCCCGGCUGCGAUGCAUCACCUACGGAAAGACCCGACAUGGACCGUCCCGGACGCCCUUAGCGUUGCUAUCAGUCAAAUGGAAAACGAAUCAUUCGCAUUGUUCUUAUCCCACCAUUACACGAAGAAGAGCAUUUGA
Messenger RNA from Peronospora farinosa, 732 nucleotides. The record is from the annotation of a GenBank genome assembly. Lineage: Eukaryota; Oomycota; Peronosporomycetes; Peronosporales; Peronosporaceae.